AUGGCCACGAUCUCGGGCGUGGAAGAGGUGUCCCCCGGUUUCUUCAAAGUCCACGAAAGCAUCGGCGGCCACGGCGGCGGCGGCUGGGACGACCGCGACUGGUUUGCCGACCAGGGCCUGGACAUCCGAGACUACCGCGUGGCCAGCCUGAUACUCGAGCCGGCCAUCAAUUGCACCGUGGCGCGGAUCCGGCGCACCUACCGCAGGGCGGAUGACCCGGAUGACGAGGUGUCCCCGCCGGCCCGCGGAUCCGGCGGUACGCACAUCGGCGAUCCCAACGGGGGCAUGUUCGAGGUCCUCCUGGGGCGAGACGAGUUCAUCACGGCCGUGGGGGGAGUGUCGGCGCGCGUGCGGUCAUGCAGCCCGACGGGGAACUGUGUGGACAGGCUGGAGUUGCGGACCAGCGCGGGGCGGCACUUUGUGGUGGACGCGCUCACGGGGGGGUAUCAAGGGGACAAGAUGGGCCAGAAGAGCGAGCUGGCUCCGGCGGGGGGCUACGUGGUGGCGGGCUUCUGGGGCCGCAGCGGCUUCAGCGUCGACAGGCUGGGGCUCUACCUGGCGCCGCUGCGCUGGCGCGCCGCCGUCCAUGGGGCGUUUCCCGCUGACUUCCGGAGCCAGUCCACUGCUGUUCAUGAUUUGCAGUGGAAAUCCGCGGGCUUUGAGCCCUAUUUUGGCAAGUUUGACUGGGAUGGAAAAGGGGUGCCUGGGAUCGGACGGCGCCUAACGUUCCAUGGAAGUGGGUCACUUCUGUUUGUCACACCGUGCAUCACUGACAAAAAAGCUGUUGGAUUAAACAUGGCUGGAGUAAAAGGAUGUCAUCAUGCAGAAUAG
Molecule: messenger RNA, 831 nt
Organism: Ostreobium quekettii
Lineage: Eukaryota; Viridiplantae; Chlorophyta; Ulvophyceae; Bryopsidales; Ostreobiaceae
Source: the annotation of a GenBank genome assembly